AUGCAAAGCUCUUUGGAUCCCCAGGGCCAUAUCCGCAUCACCCGUACAAAGCAGAAACUGGAGAUGCCUGUCAAUAGUGAAGCUUAUCGUCGGGUCAUGCGAGUGGAGAUGUUUGCUUGGCUGGCCAUGGCCUCACGCUUCAAAGCGAAGGACUGGUUGCAAGGUCUUGAGAGCACUCAUUUCCUGAAGUUCACGGAUUAUGUUCUGGGUGAGCGGGUUGCCGGGUUGCGUCUGCCUUCUUUGCCAGGUGCCGACAGUCCGGGCACACAGUUCCGCCCUCCUUGGCACUCCGUGCUUUCUUAUGAGUUCCGCUUGCGCAAGGAAGCCUUCCGACUGGUCAAUGAGGAACGGGUCACUCUUGCCACUGCCCUCGAACGUGUGGUGCGGGACACCGAGCUGAAGGAGCUUUGUUUUACCACACCGCUUGCACUCUCCCUGGCCGACGGCAGCCCCACUAAGUUCCGUAAAGGUAAUGGUAAGGGUAAGCACGAGACUCCAAAAGGGGGUAAGCCUUCCUUGAAGGGUUCUGAGGUUCUGAAGACACCUGGCAUGUUCGCUGGCUUCACCUUGAUCAGCACCACUCCCGACGGGCGCCAGAUCUGUUAUGCGUUUAACAGCGCUCGAGGCUGCAAAGGAAAGUGUGGCAGGGUCCACAUCUGCAGGGUUCAGGGCUGCGGCAAAGCUCAUGGCGUCCACCAGCACAAGGCUCCUGCUAAGACCUUGCCGGAGGGGGUCCCCACACCCCCUGAGUGA
Molecule: messenger RNA, 753 nt
Organism: Symbiodinium natans
Lineage: Eukaryota; Dinophyceae; Suessiales; Symbiodiniaceae
Source: the annotation of a GenBank genome assembly